Cordyceps fumosorosea ARSEF 2679 is the source of this 1572-nucleotide messenger RNA. RefSeq names its product Flavin monooxygenase-like protein. The coding region runs from base 1 to 1572 and encodes 523 amino acids. Gene Ontology annotation, molecular function: N,N-dimethylaniline monooxygenase activity; NADP binding; flavin adenine dinucleotide binding. Lineage: Eukaryota; Fungi; Ascomycota; Sordariomycetes; Hypocreales; Cordycipitaceae. The record is from RefSeq and is a predicted model, not a curated record. The transcript is spliced from 5 exons.
AUGACCUCGUCUCAGGGUAGAAUAAAAUCGGUCGCCAUUAUUGGCGCUGGCCCGUCUGGCGCGAUAGCGGCGGCCGCUCUCAAAGCAGAAAACUACUUUGAGCGCAUCCGGGUAUUCGAACGUCGUGAAACUGCCGGCGGUACAUGGAUUCACGAUCCGGACCCCGGGCCUGUCACCCCCAUCGAGCCGGGGAAGCUACCCUCCGAGAUCGACCCCCAACUAGCCAUACCGCCCAACCUGCCAGCGACAACUUUGCCGGACAGAACGAACCGAUGGGCAACCACGCCUGUUUACGACUCCCUCAGUACAAAUGUUCCUAACAUCAUCAUGACCUUUUCGGAUGCCCUCCUUCCGUACGGCCCCUUUGCACCGCACUACAUCGCCCGGCAGUACGUCGAAAACUACUUUGCCCUACACCAGACGGACACGCUGCUCCGGACGGGCACGGCCGUCGAGGACCUCACGAGGUCACCCGACUCCAAGCACAACGGACAGGGCGAGUGGAAGCUGACGCUAAAGAAGUACGACCCCAUCCGCCAGGUCGACGAGUGGUGGGAGGAGUUUUUUGACGCCGUGGUGCUGGCCAAUGGCCAUUAUGCCGUUCCAUAUGUUCCCAAGGUGAAUGGCCUUGAGGAGUACAUGGAGAGGUUUCCGGGCCGGGUGUCCCACUCGAAGCGGUAUCGCAACCCAAAGCUCUACACCGGCCGGCGCGUCGUCAUCGUCGGCAACUCCGUUUCCGGCCGGGAGCUCAGUGAGGAGCUCGUUGGCGUCGCCCGGGGCCCCGUCUACCUGUCCCGCCGGUCCCCCGCCAUGUGGGAGGGCGACGAGCCGCCGCCCGGCCUCGCGUGGAAGCCCGUCAUCUCCGAGUACCGGGCGGCCGACGGCGCCAUUCUCUUCGCCGACGGCACGAGCCUUACGGGCGUCGACGCCGUCAUCUACUGCACCGGCUACAAGCCGUCCUUUCCCUUCUGGAACGAGGCGGCCGGCGGCAACGGCGGCCCGCUGUUCGAAUACCGCGCCAACCGCCUCGUCGGCUGCUACCAGCACGUCUUCUUCCCAGACCGGCCGACGCUCGGCGUCGUCGGGUUUCCCAGGACCAUCACGUUCCGCAGCUUCGAGUACCAGGCGAUCGCGCUCGCGCGCCUGUGGUCCGGCCGCAACGCCCGGCCGCUGCCGUCCGUGGAGGAGCAGCGCGCGUGGGAGGUUGAGCGCGCGGAGCGCACGCGCGCAGAGGGGAAGCAGUUCCACGAUGUGCCCUGGGGCGCCGAGACCAACGAGUACCUGCGCGAGCUGUUCAACUUUGCGGGGCUGUCCACGCUGGCGGGUGACGGCUUGCUGCCGCCGCCGCUCACGAAGGAGAUGGUGUGGGCGUACGAGAACGUGCUCAAGUGGAAGAUACCAAAGGGGAAAGGGCCGCGGGGCGGCGACGAUAGCCUCCACGAAGACACUGUGAUGCAGCAGUUAGGUGCUGCCUGGCCGGAGCAAACGCCCAGGCUGCAAGAAACUCGCAUUGGGGCGAGCAAAGACUGGGUCGUCGUCGAUAAAGCUGAGGCCAAGUUGGGAGUUGACUAA